AUGCUAGGCUGUUCUAGCAAGUACUAUACUCAGUUGACUGGUCGCGCCUUGUGCAAUCGUGGAUUGUCGGCAAAAUUGCUGAUCUGUUCGCCAACCCUCCGUUCGAUCCAGACUGCUGAAUCGAUAGCAAAGUUUCUGAAAGCGGACUUGGCUAUAGAACCCGGCCUAAUCGAGCCGUUAGCAUGGUAUCGCAGUGUGAGCAAGAAGCUACCGAACUUUCGUAUCGAAGAACUCGCUCAAAUAUAUCCUAUA
Messenger RNA from Ostertagia ostertagi, 252 nucleotides. The record is from the annotation of a GenBank genome assembly. Lineage: Eukaryota; Metazoa; Nematoda; Chromadorea; Rhabditida; Trichostrongylidae.